Messenger RNA from Schistosoma rodhaini, 1288 nucleotides. The record is from the annotation of a GenBank genome assembly. Lineage: Eukaryota; Metazoa; Platyhelminthes; Trematoda; Strigeidida; Schistosomatidae.
AUGAUGUCUAAUUGUUUCAAUACUAAAUCAAUUUAUUGUCGAAAUAUUAAAAAAUUCAAUGGAAUAAUUAUAAUUUUUCUAUUUGGUAUCAUAAUUGGUCGAUGGAUUAGUCAACCGGAAGAUAAAUUUCAAAGAAAAAAUGAUCCAAGAAAAAAUAAUUUUAUAUUUAUCGGUGGACAUGAAAGUAGCGGAACUGGUCUAAUGCGUAUUCUUCUUGAUGUUCAUCCAUCUAUAAGAUGUGGUCCAGAACCAAUCAUUACAACAUUAUUAUUACGUUUUAAAAAAAUGUAUGAACAUAAUCCAAAACAACUUAAUGCAGCUGGAAUAUAUCCAAAUGUAUUCAAUCGUGCUAUAGCUGCAUAUUUUAGUGAAAUUAUAAUAAAUAUGGGUCAAUCCGCUGAACGUUUAUGUCAUAAACAACCAUUUACAUUUUAUUAUUUAAAUUAUUUAAGCGAAAUUUUUGUUAAUGCAAAAUUUAUACAUAUGGUACGUGAUGGUCGAGCUGUCAUUGCUUCUUCAAUUAAGCGUGCAGUUAAUCCCCUCUAUGUUUCGGAUAAACCAUAUUUGGCAUUUCAAUAUUGGGAAGGUAUAACAAAAAAAAUGUUAGAAGAUUGUAUACAAAUUGGUUCAUCACGUUGUUUAACUAUACGUUAUGAAGAUUUAAUAUUGAAUACGUUGGAAGAAACUAAAAAAAUUUUCAAAUUCCUUGAUAUACCUUGGGACCCGAUAAUUCUAAAACACGAAUCUGUUAUUCACAAGAUUUCUAGCCUAAGUCCAUACGAAGCAAGUUCAAAACAAGUGAUCAAUAAAAUCCAUCGGAAUUCCCUAUUAUCAUGGGCAGAUAAUAAAUCAAUUCUACCAAGAGAAUUUAUUGAAAAGAUACAUUUAGAAAGUAAAUUAUUACAUCGACUAGGUUAUGCACAAUUGAGUUUCCCACCAAAUUAUUCUUUAUUAAAACCACUUCAAGGAAAUAUAUUGAGACAAUGAUCCAGAACAUUCUUUUUUUACUGUUUAUCCGAAUAAUAAAAUGUUGAAAUAAACAGAAAUAUCCUCUUCUUCUUUGAAUGAACUAUACAACAAAGUACUCCUAAUUAUUGAGAUCAUAUACAUGCGUACCAAAAGAAAUUAAUUAUGUUAGAUAAUUCAGUCAGUCAGUGGUCUUGAGUGUUGUUAGAGGUAUGAGGGCAGUUAUCACUUCCCGGUUGCCUACACCGUGGAAGGGUUCUUCUAGUGAUACCUGAAAAGGAAAUUGGGUUAGAAGUGGUCUUAAUGACCUGAGAGCGUGACC